AUCACCGCCAAACUGUUCUCUUCAACCUUUAGACGAACAAUUCUUCGCUCAAGCGCCACUGGUCUGUCCUUUGCCGCAGCCACCACAUCACUCAAGAAGAACUCUACGAAUCCUACCGAACUAAAGUCGAGUGCCCGCAAAAUGCAUAGCAAGGUUGUCAUCAUUGGCUCUGGGCCUGCUGCCCACACCGCCGCCGUCUACCUGGCGCGCGCUGAGCUGAAGCCCGUCCUGUACGAGGGCUUCAUGGCCAACGGCAUCGCCGCCGGCGGUCAGCUCACCACCACCACCGACGUCGAGAACUUCCCCGGCUUCCCCAAGGGCAUCAUGGGCGGCGAGCUCAUGGAGAACAUGAAGGCCCAGUCCGAGCGCUUCGGCACCCAAAUCGUCACCGACACCGUCGCCAAGCUCGACCUGUCCUCCCGCCCCUUCAAGUACUCGACCGAGUUCGAACCCGAAGAGACCCACACCGCCGACGCCGUCAUCCUCGCCACGGGUGCCUCCGCCAAGCGCCUCAACCUCCCCGGCGAGGAGAAGUACUGGCAAAACGGCGUCUCCGCCUGCGCCGUCUGCGACGGAGCCGUCCCCAUCUUCCGCAACAAGCACCUCGUCGUCAUCGGCGGCGGUGACUCGGCCGCCGAGGAGGCCCUCUACCUCACAAAGUACGGCUCCCACGUCACCGUCCUCGUCCGCCGCGACAUCCUCCGCGCCUCAAAGGUCAUGGCCAACCGCCUGCUGGCCAACCCCAAGGUGACGGUGCGGUGGAACUCGGCCGGCAAGGAGAUCCAGGGCGGCGAAGACGGCCUGAUGAGCCACCUCGUCGUCAAGGACACCGUCACGGGCGCCGAGGAGACACUCGAGGCCAACGGUCUCUUCUACGCCAUUGGCCACGAACCUGCGACGACGCUCGUCAAGGGACAGCUCGAGACCGACGACGAGGGCUACGUCGUCACCAAGCCCGGCACGCCGCUGACCAACAUUGAGGGUGUCUUCGCCGCCGGUGACGUCCAGGACAAGAGAUACAGACAGGCCAUUACCAGUGCCGGAACCGGCUGCAUGGCUGCCAUGGACGCCGAGAAGUUCAUUGCCGAGCUCGAGGACGGCAACCCCAAGGAGAACUGACUAGAUCAUCACCUCUAAAACUAAACGAGUCGUGAAUGGCUAUUGCGAGCCGCAUAAUGAUAUAGAAGAGCCUCUAGACUAGAUAUGCGGCAAAAAGCAAGAAAAAUAGACUUUUGAAUUCAAGCGUACCAAAACCAAAGACCAAAACAAGAGGGGUGGUAUUUUCCCAUCGCCUCGGAGUCAGAUCCGAGUCGACCGAAGCAGAUCUCGGAGAUAUAUGCCCCUGACCGCGUCCGUCGGUCCCCUACUUAUGGCCGGGCUUUCCCGGGUCUGCAGGUCCUGCGGUCGCGACUGCUCUUAUGCCCUUCCUUGAUAUUUGUUAGACCA
This is a messenger RNA of Colletotrichum godetiae, 1446 nucleotides long. RefSeq names its product thioredoxin reductase. Gene Ontology annotation, cellular component: cytosol; cytoplasm. The record is from RefSeq and is a predicted model, not a curated record. Gene Ontology annotation, molecular function: thioredoxin-disulfide reductase (NADPH) activity. Bases 142 to 1119 code for a protein of 325 amino acids. NCBI's taxonomy places the organism in Eukaryota, Fungi, Ascomycota, Sordariomycetes, Glomerellales, Glomerellaceae. The transcript has 3 exons. Gene Ontology annotation, biological process: removal of superoxide radicals; cell redox homeostasis.